AUGGCGGAGCAGAUUGGCACAGAGAAGCAGUGGAAUUGGUCCGCUGGUGCUGGUGAUGGCCCGCUGGUGGCCCGCUAUCCGGACGCUACACCUGUCCACGGCACAAAACCCAACAACAAGGUCUCAGACCCAUUACGCAUCCUCUUCUGCGGCUCAGAUGUCUUCAGUUGCUACUCACUAAAAGCUCUUCACGCCGAACACAAGGCCAACCCAGGUCUCAUCAAGUCUAUUGAUGUCAUGGUCCGACCAGGAAAGGCUUUUGGCAGAGGGUACAAGGAGAUCCGUCAAGUCCCCAUCCAAAACCUCGCCGAAGAACUUUCCCUCCCCAUCCACAUCCGCGAUACAUUCACCGGCUGGUCCCUGCCUCAAAGUCCCCAUGGAGAACCCAUCAACCUCAUCGUGGCCGUCUCCUUCGGUCUCUUUGUUCCUCCACGCAUUCUGAACCAAGCUAAAUACGGGGGGUUGAACGUUCAUCCUUCUCUGCUACCCGACCUCCGCGGCCCAGCCCCCCUCCACCACGCCCUCCUCAACCGCCUCUCCCACACAGGCGUCUCCCUCCAAACCCUCUCCCCCCAAACCUUCGACGCCGGCACCGUCAUCGCCCAAACCCCUCUCCCCGGCAUUCCCAUCCCGCACGCCUGCACGGUUUCCCAACUGCACGACCUGCUCGCUCCCCUAGGAGCCGAGAUGCUCGUUUCUUCUCUGCAAAAGGGUCUGCACGUCCCCCCUUUGACGCCCGUAAUCGACAAUACCAUCCCCCCUCUUAUCCCCUCUCCUGUCGAGAACAAGAGAUAUACGCACGCCCCCAAAAUCACCAAAGCCGACCAACGUUGGUCCAUCUUAAAACACUCAGCCGCGGACGCCGCGCUGAGAGCUCGAGUUUGCGGUGCCGGGUCCUUGUGGGCUAGUGUUUAUCUCCCACUUCCAGUUCCUGUUGCUGCUAAAGAAUCCUCCGAAAAGAAAGUCACCAAAAAAGAAGACCAGAAGGAAAAGGAAGAGGAGGAGAAGCAGCUUGAGUUGCAGCUUCCGCUCUACUACCCCCACCCCCUCGAGGAAUCAGCAAAGGGAUCUCCAAAGCGCAUCAUUCUCGAGGACGUAUCCGAGCUUUUCAUCCCCUCCUCUUCUGACGACGAUGCUGGACUUGAGCAAAAGUAUGAAGCCUACCGACGGAUUGUCCAAAGUAUGAACAGCGGCAAGUCCAGCUCCAUCGAACAGCUGGGACUUGAGCCUGUUUCCUUGCCUCAGCCGCACACUGAAUCCUCUUCAGACCCGCUCUCCUGGUUCCUGAGGUUGGGCGAGGACGAGUACGUUCAUGUCGAGACGACCGCUGCCAAUGGUGAAAAGGUGACGGAGAGAAAGCCGAGAGUGAGUUGGGCCUUGUGCACCAGGUUGGGACUAGAUGGUGGGAAGGAGGAAGAUAAGGGGGCUGUGACGUUUGUGAUCCCAGAAGAUGGAGGCAAGUUUGGUUUGUUGAGGGUAGGGAAAAUCAAGGUGGAGGGAAAGGGGGCAAAGCCGGCUAGACAGGUGAUGAAGGAGCUGGCUGUUAAGGCGGGUUAAGAAGUUUGAGACAUGGUGGUUCAAAAUGUAGGAUCAAGAUAGGUUGGCCAGGAGCACAAAU
Messenger RNA from Neurospora tetrasperma FGSC 2508, 1618 nucleotides. RefSeq lists its product as uncharacterized. Gene Ontology annotation, biological process: biosynthetic process; conversion of methionyl-tRNA to N-formyl-methionyl-tRNA. Lineage: Eukaryota; Fungi; Ascomycota; Sordariomycetes; Sordariales; Sordariaceae. The transcript is spliced from 4 exons. Gene Ontology annotation, molecular function: methionyl-tRNA formyltransferase activity. Gene Ontology annotation, cellular component: mitochondrion. The record is from RefSeq and is a predicted model, not a curated record. The coding region runs from base 1 to 1557 and encodes 518 amino acids.